This is a messenger RNA of Physcomitrium patens, 2746 nucleotides long. RefSeq lists its product as uncharacterized. NCBI's taxonomy places the organism in Eukaryota, Viridiplantae, Streptophyta, Bryopsida, Funariales, Funariaceae. Gene Ontology annotation, biological process: regulation of GTPase activity. Gene Ontology annotation, molecular function: GTPase activator activity; small GTPase binding. The record is from RefSeq and is a predicted model, not a curated record.
GGGGGCGGUGAUGGAGGGAUAGAAGGGGAAAAACUAACUCGCAUCACCCCUGGCUUCCCGCCGUCUCUCCAUCGCCGCGGCGUGGAAUCCACUGGUGGAUCCUCGGUAAAUCAGUCGUGCGUGAUAGAUAGCAAAUUGGGAGGAAUCUGGGCAAACUUUUUGCUAUUGCUGUCUCACGGAUUCUUGACUGGCUGCCCUGUUGCUGCCGCCUUCUCUGCAGCUGGUUUUGACGAUCCCGUGUGCAUGGGAUGUGGACUUGCUGGCCUAUCUCCCACUUACCUGCUCGCGUCGCGUGAGGUUUUCGGGGUGUGAGAUGUAGGCUCGCCUCGAGAGAGAUAGAUUGGGGAGGUUUUUUCUUGCGGUGUGGCGGGUGCGUUUCUGAUCGAAUUUUUGGGAGGUUUGUGCCUCUUGGUUAAAUCUGUGAUGGUCGUUGGAGGAUGUGUGGGACUAGAUUGCGUGAUGUUGAGUUGUGGCGAGGCGAAUGUGGUCGUGGUCGAGUUUAUUAGCUACGAGGGGUUGGGGUGAGAAUCGCAACCACCGGAGAUCGUAGCCAUUGUCUGUGCAGGAUCUAUAGUUUUUAUUUAAGCGCGAACUCAUGGGAAUACGCGUGUUGUAAGUCGGUUGGUUUAUUCGAUCCUGUUCUCAUGGAAGUAAAAUCGACUGGCAAUAGGAUGCCCUUCGAACAUGCUGUUGGUUUUGAACGUAGCAUUUCUUUGUGGUGGAAUUCGUAAUUUGAGAUAAAAGCGGGGGGCGACUUUGAUUUUGUUCUACACGUGCAUGCAUUCGGAUAUUGUCUCUUUUUAUGAUAGGUCUGGACCCUCGUGAGGGUUUUGUGAAUCCGGACGGGAGAGCCUUGGAACCUGGUGUUGCGAUCGCGAAGUUGGGGCAAGGAUGGGACUGCGCUUGCGACCAAAGCUAUGUGUUGCAUCAUGAUGCAUAGAAGAUGUGGGAAACAGUUUUUAUUCGCUUCAAGCGGCUCUUGCGAUUGAGUCAGUUGACAUGAUUGGAAACUUGGAUCAUUCGUAGUACAUUCCAACACUUGUGAUUACGCCCGGUCAUCCACUACAUGACUUGCAUGGUCCAUGUCAUGAUCACGGAAAACGAUUAAUCGGUCCCUUACUCGUACGAUUAUGGUGAGCUCCUCUGGUUAAUCAGAAGGGAGUCGGGAUGACGAUGAAUAUUUCCACCACAGAGGGUGAAAAUAGGCGCCAAUCUGAGGCCGAUGAACUGGAAUUCAAGCCCGGUCCUGUUCCGCCUUUGCGCCCUGUUGACAGAUAUGGUUUCGUGAAGUCGUCACCAACAUCUCCUGCAUCUGCUCCCACCAAGGGUCGGUCCCAGAGCGAGCGGGAAAGGGAGGAACGGCGGUUGCGCAAAUGGCGCAAGAUGAUUGGAGUUGGGGGCACAGACUGGAAGCACUACGUGAGAAGGAAACCACAGGUUGUCAAACGACGAGUGCGCAAGGGCAUCCCCGAUUGUCUGAGAGGUCUUGUCUGGCAGCUGAUUUCCGGCAGUCGGGAUUUGCUGCUCAUGAAUCAAGGGGUUUACGAGCAAUUGGUGCUUUAUGAAACUUCUGCUGCAGAACUGGAUAUAAUAAGAGACAUCUCGAGAACUUUCCCAUCGCAUGUUUUCUUCCAGCAAAGACAUGGGCCGGGUCAACGGGCUCUGUACAAUGUCCUCAAGGCAUACUCAGUUUAUGACCGAGAUGUUGGCUAUGUGCAGGGGAUGGGAUUCUUAGCAGGCUUGUUGUUGCUUUACAUGAGUGAGGAAGAUGCCUUUUGGCUAUUAGUUGCUCUACUGAAAGGUGCUGUCCACGCACCUAUGGAAGGCCUUUACCUGGUUGGUCUGCCGUUGGUUCAGCAGUACCUCUUUCAAUUUGAGAGGUUGGUCAAAGAGCUUGUGCCAAAGGUAGGAGCGCAUUUUGAAAAAGAGAUGAUUAAUCCGAGCAUGUACGCUAGUCAAUGGUUCAUCACAGUCUUUUCUUACUCCUUCCCCUUCUCGCUGGCCUUGCGGAUUUGGGAUGUAUUCCUGUUCGAGGGAGUGAAGAUUGUCUUUAGACUUGGGCUUGCUCUCCUGCGUUAUUGCCAGGAUGAUCUGAUCAAGUUGCCUUUUGAGAAGCUAGUGCAUGCGCUUCGCAAUUUCCCUGAAGAGGCUUUGCUGCCAGAUGUUCUCUUGCCAUUAGCCUACAAUAUUAAGGUCUCCAAGAGACUGGAGGAUCUCCGUCAAGAGUAUGAACGGAUGAAGGAAACUCAAUCAAACCCAGUGAAAACCACCCACAAGUAGUGCAUUUGUUAAGGUUGCAACACUGAUAGCUAAGACUGAUUUCAAGUGCAGUCCUUCUUGGCUUGAUGUAUUCAAUUUUACACUUGGCAGCAAGCCCAACGGGUUGCAAGAUCAUCAUGGUACCUACAGAGCCUUUGAAGGUGUGUCAAUCCAUGUUGAUUGAACUCGAGUGUCGUAGGUAAAUGAGAUCUUAUCGUGUCGCAUGACUUGACUAAGUACCUUCAUUGGUGAAACCGCGCUGAUAUUGCGUGGUCGCACUCCUUGGAUUGUCAGGGCUAAUGCACAAUCCUGCGUGUUACUAGUGCUGUCUGAGGGAGCUAGGCUAGAACUGAAACUUAAGGUCUCUCUGUUCUGGCUUCAAUUCGAUUCUUUACCUGAUGGAUUUAGCAAACCUUUCAAACCUGUACACUCCAACCUUUCAUAUUUUUACGUCAUGGGUAUGCCCCAAGCUCAAAAUUAUACUGUA